Messenger RNA from Juglans microcarpa x Juglans regia, 1034 nucleotides. Its product is annotated as cyclin-U4-1-like. The record is from RefSeq and is a predicted model, not a curated record. The transcript has 2 exons. Lineage: Eukaryota; Viridiplantae; Streptophyta; Magnoliopsida; Fagales; Juglandaceae. Gene Ontology annotation, biological process: regulation of cyclin-dependent protein serine/threonine kinase activity. Bases 125 to 730 code for a protein of 201 amino acids. Gene Ontology annotation, molecular function: protein kinase binding.
AAAGGAAGUAAACAAAUUAAGUUGUAGCCCAUUGGACAUAUAUAGUAGCCAGCAAACAACCAACUCAAAGUCCAAUUAACCAACCUCCAUAGCAACACACGCACGGAAAGCUCUUCCUUCAACCAUGGCUGAGCUUGAGAGCCCUGAGGUGAUGCCCAAAAUCAUAGGCUCCCUCUCCUUACUCCUACAGCGGGUGGCCGAGUCCAACGACGUUGCUUGCCGGUUCGAGACGCAGAAGAUCUCCGUCUUUCACGGCCUCACUAGGCCCACCAUCUCCAUCCAGACCUACCUUGAGAGGAUCUUCAAGUACGCCAAUUGUAGCCCCUCUUGUUUCAUCGUUGCAUAUGUUUAUCUCGACAGAUUCACGCAGAGGCAGCCCUUUCUGCCCAUCAAUUCUUUCAACGUGCAUCGUUUGCUUAUUACUAGCGUCUUGGUCUCUGCCAAGUUCAUGGAUGACAUGUAUUACAACAAUGCUUACUAUGGUAAAGUUGGAGGAAUCAGCACCACAGAAAUGAACCUUCUUGAGGUGGACUUCUUAUUUGGUUUGGGAUUCCAAUUAAACGUGACACCCACAACCUUUUACUCCUACUGCUCUCAUCUCCAAAGAGGAAUGCUGCUCCAACCCCAUCUAAAUUUGGCGGAACAUUCUCUAAAACUGGAGAGACAUCUGAAACUCCAUCGCUUCAAGGAAGAUGAUUCCACCCACCAAAAACAUGAACUUGCUGUUUAGGCACUUCUUUGGGGGAUCAUGCAUGAUCCCAUCCCAUGGUCUCACUAUACAUAUAUAGUUCAGCUAGUUUUGCUUGAGUUCGUACAUUUUCCCAAUGUACUUUAAUAUUAUGCUUUGCUUUGAAUUUUGAAACUUUUUUUUUUUUUCUAUUUGGGUUUAGAAUUAAUUUGUCUAUCAGUCAGUAUUUAUUAUCCCACACACUACAUCUUAUAAAAAAAAUUAUCAAAUAUAAAAUGUAGAUGUGAAUAGUAACUGAUGCAUAAUAAUUUAUAGUAGAUUGUUGGUGGCCAUUAUGUAUAGAAGG